Molecule: messenger RNA, 3288 nt
Organism: Salpingoeca rosetta
Lineage: Eukaryota; Choanoflagellata; Craspedida; Salpingoecidae
Exons: 7
Coding region: 1-3288 (1095 amino acids)
Cellular component (GO): nucleus
Source: RefSeq, a predicted model, not a curated record
AUGGAGACAGCAACAAGCAGACCCAAAGCACCAGCAGGCAAGACCCAGCUCAUCGUCGGCGCACAGCAGCUGGGAUCAAGUGUGCUUCACCUCACACUCAACAACGGCAACCACGUCAUCCUAAAGGCCUCUGGCACAGUUGUUCAAAUUAUGCCACAUGUCGGCAGCACAACGUUCUCCACCUGUGGACCUCACGCCAUUCAACCGCUGCUGGAUUGCGGGACGUCCAUUGGCCGCAUGAACGCCGUCAACAUCGGCGUCUCCGUCGCCUUUGAUGUCUUCGUCAACAACUGGGACCGCUGGCCAAUGCUUUUCAAGAACGACGGCAACGGAUACAACAUUGUCAUUGCAGCCCACAGCGGCUCUCAGCCUACACCAAGCCGUGACGAUGUCAACAGGCGUGCUGCAUCUUCACCACUGCCACCACACCGCUCUGCUCCGCUGUUGGUGUACAUUGACCAGGCGUGCACAUGCGUGGCGCCCAAGUUUGAGUCGCAGCUUGCAAAGCUGACAGCUUCGAUUGAGCGUGCCGUGCACGAGAGCAUUGCGUUUCUUGACGGCGUCGCAUGUGGCGGUAGCAGUGCUCGCAUCGACGUGCAUGGGCCUGUCGACGGUGGCGUGCGCGGAUGGCUGCUGGACCUGAAAGAGUUCUGCCUACACCAAACGGGACACGCCGUUGACACGCACACCCUGAAGCACUGCGCUCUUGGGUUGCUGCUCGGUGUGCAGCGGUUGAGUGCAUUGAACGUCCCCACGUGGCUCCCGGCAUUCAAAGCCGAUCUGCAACAGCUGAUCACUCGCGAUUGGGAGGGCGUGUGGCGCGAUGGUGUGGCAAAGCUGCAGCACCAUCACUUCACCGUUGUGCACGACUGCUUUCAGCGCCUUGCUUCUGGACCCAUCCGCGCCUUCCUCGCUGCAACAACACCCCAUACACACACGUCACCGGUGCCAUCAAUAGUUUCGCCACCUCAAUCGUCGUCACGCACACGACAGCCCUCCACACGUGGUGCUGGCAGCACCGCGGAGCACACGCUAAGCUCUAUUUCUGCCACGACUGCGGGGUUCGCUGUGGUCCAGGCGCCAACGAUUGACGCCCUGACGCUGUUUGACGCAUGUUUGCGCCGCCUGUUCACGGCAAUCGGUGGCAGACAACCGCAACAGCACAUGCAUGGGCACGCCGGCGACGACAUUCACGUGCCGAUGGACGCAAAGCUGCUCGUGUUCCCCGAGUUUGCGCUGCCAACGCCCUUUCGCGUGUUCGACAUGGUUCAAGUGAUGGGUCACAUGGUAGCAGGCGAUGUCCACCCGUGGAACGGCGAUGGUGUGCGCGUACCAGAUGGCACGGGACAUAACUUGAGCGCCCCAAAAACAGCACACCAACAUCAUCACCAACAGCAACAGCAGAAGCGACCGCAAGAACAUCAACAACAGUGGCAGCAACACCACCAUCAAGAACAGCAGCGUGAGCAAGACUCUGUUCUGCCGGUUGCGAUGCGAGUGCGCUCAGCGUCGGUCCUCAGCAGCGUGCACGUGGAUGUGGACACGGAGACGGGAUUGCCGCUGACGCGAAUGGACGAUCGCCACAACCUCUCGCACUUCCAGCGCAUCUCGGCACUCUUUGACAUCACGCUCGUCGCCGGCUCGGGGACGGAGGUGGCUGGCAGCGGCAGCAACACGCAGCGCUUCAACACGGCGCUGGUAUUUGACGGCGGUGCUGUUGUUGGCGCAUACCGGAAGCGCAACAUCAACGACAAGGCAUCUGGGUUCACGGCAGGAACAACGCCUGGUGUGGUGGACACAUGUUGCGGUCGUGUCGGUCUUCUCAUAUGCAAGGAUGCGGAGGUGCACGACUUUGUGCAGGAGACGCUGCGCUUCUGCCCGUCUGUCAUUGCCAACCCCGUGUUCAUACCUGCGCCGCGCGCUAAGCACGCGUUCCCACGUGCAAAGCACCUGGCGUGGGCAAACGCACAGGCGGCAGUGGCGCGGCAGUGGGAGGUUGUUGCCGCAGAGCACAAUCUGCUCUACAUGCGCGCAGACAACCCAGAUGCAGGCACGGCGCUGGAAUCCAUUGGCGCGUAUGGCACAUCGCUGCUUGUUGGCCCGCUCCUCACUCGCGCCAGCCGCACGUGGCAGCCGCACACGCUCACGUGCACGUGGCCGUGUCCACCCCAAACAACAGACGAGACAGCCAGCACGCUGGCACCAGCAACAACAACAUCGACAUCGACAGCGACAACAACAGCGCAGCCAGCACAAGUCACAACACCACGAACACGAGCAGUAACAGCUGCAGUGCAACCAGCAGCAACAUUGGCACCUCUACUCACAUCGUGCCAGCUCAGAGCUGCCGAUCAUCGCCCGCUGCGUACAGACAUGCGCGACAACACAGGCAUACGGCUUGUGGACGAGCCUGUGCUUCUGUUUGGACAAGCAGUGACGACAGCACCUGAGCUGGCUCGGGCAACCAUCGCCGCCAUCGCCACCACAGAGCUGUUCUGUCUGUGCAGGGACAGCAGUGGUUUGUAUUGGCUCGCGCGCAUGCUGGAGCCGCGUCUGAACUUCAUCCGUGUGGACACAGACGGGAAGGACAUACAAGCGCUGGUUGAUGUUGAUGGCGCGAGUGGCUGUGCUGGUGUUGGUGGUGCCCAUGUCACCGAGCCCAGUGUUGGUGGACACGCGUCUCACGCACAGGAACAACAACAGCAGCAACAGCAGCAACAGCAGCAGCCACGCCGGCGACCACAGGCGCGACCGCCGCCCUGUCCGCAUGUACUGCUGAGCACCGGUGAGAUUGCACAACUCGUCAUGGGGACGGCGAUAACAACGCAGACGAUGACGAUGACGGAUGGAUGUGCACACCAGCAACCAUGCGCGGUGUGGCAGCUCAGGGAUGGUGAUGGUGGCACUCACGGUGGUGUUGGUGGUGUGUUGCGUCCGCUUCGCGCCACAGCGUUAUCGCCCGAUGAUGCGACAUGCAUUCGCGGUGAUGGCGCAAAGAAGACGACAGCUAAUGGUCAUGAUGAUGAUGGUGACUACGAUGCUUAUGAUAAAGGUGAUGAUGAGGUGAGGGUGGUGCGCGUUGGCCCCGUGCUUGCACUGCAGCUUGGACGCGGACGCGGGGAUGGGCUUGUGCCGCUGUUCUCAAGCGAAAAGCACGCUCACUGCACGUGUCUCGUGGACAGGCGUGUUGUGGUGUUGACGUGGGCGGACGACGGAUCCACCGUCCUGCGGCUCAUGCACAACCGUCGAUCGCUCGCAUUCAACGAUGUCGUCAUCACGGUCAAGUAG